GAUUUGAUGACCCUUGGCUUAUAGCAAGAGUUAAAAUUCACUAGACUAGGCAUAUGUUCUCAAUAGCUAUCACUAGUUGAUUGUUUAAAAAUAUAAAGCCUAUUUUAUCAGUUUGUGAUGUCCAUGCAACAGAGAACCAUUACUAACAGGGUUAGGGUUAGGGGUUAUUCCCAUGGCAAUCAAAAACUACAUUCUUAUUACAAACCACCAACCUAACUGUUAGGUGUUAAACCUUCACAUAAAAGCCUUUUUUGUGAAAACAAAAACAGGUUUCUGUACGAAACAUAUCAUAUGAAAGUAAUCAUUACCUUGUAAAAUAGUUAUUUUUCUCUGGGUUGAUUUGACACAUUCUAAGUGAACUUUACAAACAAUAUAUAUGUUAAUCGCGUCUUGGUUGGUUUGAAAGAAAUCGAAAACAAACAACCAAAUAAAUGCAUCAGCAUGUAACCAAUGAGCAGAACUGAAUUCUGGAAUUUAUUACAAAAACAAAAACCACGGCUGUGCAUUUAUGCAUUUGUAGUAGACUACAAAAAAUCGCGCAUAAAAAGCGGUCAUGGCAACACAGAAGGUUUAAUCAUGUUUGUGCGCUAGAGGCAGCGCGAGAGUUAGACAGUAUGGGUAAGUUAGCAGUUCUCUCGCUGUCUGUUGCAGCUCUCGCAGUUUUGAUCGGAGAAAGACUCAUUACGUUAAGGCAUUUAUCACUUUCCUACAGAGAACUCACCCAGAACUACCUUCCGAACUGUCACCACAUAGAGGGCAUAGAAUAUGGUGCUGAAGAUAUCACCGUACUUGAAAAUGGACUGGCCUUUCUGAGCACUGGCUUGAAAUAUCCAGGCUUACCAUCCUAUUCAGAUGACCCUGGAAAGAUCUACACCCUGAAUCUGUUGGAUUCUAAAAUGAAAAUCAAAGCAAUGAACGUCAAGGGAGACUUGGACAAAGACUCCUUUAAUCCACAUGGAAUCAGCCUGUACACGGAUGACAAAGAUGGUGCCGUAUACUUAUUUGUUGUUAAUCAUCCUCAAGGCAACAGUCAAGUGGAGAUUUUUCGAUUUGUUGAGGAUGAAAAUGCUCUUCAGUACAUCAAGACCAUCAAACAUGAACUCCUGCACAAUGUGAAUGAUAUAGUCGCUGUGGGGACUGAAAGCUUUUAUGCCACCAAUGAUCAUUACUUCACGAAUGGGAUUCUCAAGUUUGUGGAGCCCUUUCUGUCUUUGCCCUGGUGUGACGUCGUCUACUACAGCCCUCAGACCGUGCAGGUUGUGGCAGGGGGCUUCUUGAUUGCCAAUGGCAUAAAUAUCUCCCCUGACAAAAGGCAUUUAUAUGUGUCAGAUCUUCUGAAGCACAAAAUUGUUGUCUUGGAAAUACAGAAAAACACUGUAUUGUCUCAUGUAAAGGAGGUUGACGUGGGGUCACUGUGUGACAACAUUGAGGUGGACCGUGAAUCUGGAGAUCUAUGGCUGGGCUGCCACCCAAACGGUCUUAAAUGUGUAUUUCAUGAUCCAAAUGAUCCACCUGGUUCUGAGGUUAUCAGGAUUGAGAACAUCCUCUCUGAAAAGCCCAAGGUAACCCAGGUAUACGCAGAUGAUGGCAGUGUGAUCAUUGCUUCUUCGGUGGCAACACCAUAUGGAGGAAAGCUGCUCAUAGGAACAGUUUAUCAGAAAGCUCUGAUCUGUGACCUUAAGUAGUGUAUAUACUUACUGGAAAGAAUAAAUUUUGGCUCAGCCAUUUGAAAGAUUUUGUCUAAAUAGUGUCACUUUCAGCGGAACACAAAAAUAAAGUCAAGGCCUUUUGUAGAGUAGUUUUAAAAAUCAAUCCAAACUAUAAAAACUUGGCAUAACACUGGAUGAUUGGGUUGCAAUUUACUAGAUAUGUGAGCUUGAAGUAUAACUUGACUUAAAAUAAAUUGUUAGUAGCUGUCUGAGACUUGAUAUUUAUUUCUUAAGUGAAUAUACUUGAGAAUAUAAAAUUAUAUUCAUCAAUUUAUAAUGUACAUGCAACACAAAUAAGCAUUUGCCAAAACACUUUCACUGAAAUUGGCAAAUAUUUUGUGAAAAUGGACAAUAGUUGCUAAUUUGUAUGAAUUUGUAUUUUUUUAUAUAACUGUAGUGAUGCAGUGCACAUUAGUAAGGCCGCUAUAUGUACUGUAGAGUAGUAAAUAAUGUGUGCCUCACUCUUGUGCUCUUUCUUUGAGUACAAACCCAUCGAAAAUGAAGAUGAUUACUGUAUGGAAUAGAAUGAAGCAGGAAGGGUAGAUCGAGAUGGGCCUGAAUGUUGUAACCACCACCACAGCUGUUUAAUAAACACAAAUUAUUUGCAA
This is a messenger RNA of Carassius gibelio (silver crucian carp), 2317 nucleotides long. RefSeq names its product serum paraoxonase/arylesterase 2-like. Lineage: Eukaryota; Metazoa; Chordata; Actinopteri; Cypriniformes; Cyprinidae. The transcript is spliced from 9 exons. Gene Ontology annotation, molecular function: arylesterase activity. The record is from RefSeq and is a predicted model, not a curated record. The coding region runs from base 615 to 1685 and encodes 356 amino acids.